Messenger RNA from Juglans regia (Persian walnut), 1549 nucleotides. RefSeq lists its product as uncharacterized. The transcript has 2 exons. NCBI's taxonomy places the organism in Eukaryota, Viridiplantae, Streptophyta, Magnoliopsida, Fagales, Juglandaceae. The coding region runs from base 280 to 1074 and encodes 264 amino acids. The record is from RefSeq and is a predicted model, not a curated record.
UUCAGUCUGGGGGAUCCCAUUCAUGAAGUAAAAAAGUGUCCUUGGAAACCACUCUCACUCUCAGGGAGGAUCCUUUUGUAGCCUUUCGGUGCUUCAAUCCAACUGCUUUCAGUCUUUUCUGAUGAUAUCUUCGAACAAUGGAAUCAAACUCAAUUGCCACUCUGUUUCAGCAUCCAUAAUACAUCAACCACCCUGAUUUCAGUCCCCAGUAUGAAAAUAUGCUCAUAGCUCGGACAAAGAGAAAGCUUUUGGUUGGCGUGUUGGGGGGCACUCGUGGCCAUGGCAAUCGAUGUCUGCUCAGAGAUUUCAAGCCCAGGGAUCAGUCCGAGAAUCUCGUUUUCCCAUGAUCUGAACCAGCCAGAUGUUCUGUCAAACGAAGAUCAUCGUCAUCACCAGCGGUCGGACUUGAGCCUCUUGGAUUCCGGCUCCGACUUCGUCUUCUGCAUUGGCAACAGCUUUGCGCAAGAACUGUCUCCGGCCGAUGAGCUUUUCUCCAACGGCAAGAUCCGCGCGAAAGAAAUCAAGCAAAACUCGAUUUGCCCAGAUAAAAUACGCCAAUCUGAGCCUGUUUCUUCUCGUUCCCGGCCUUCUUGUACUGGAAACACAGAAAAGAAACAGCUCAAAGAGUUCUUGUCCCACAGUUUUGACGUAGAAGAAAAGCCUCCAUCAAAAUCUUUCUGGCAGUUCAAGCGAAGUAACAGCCUCAACUGCGAUAGUUCUCGAAGCCGAAGCUUAAUCCGCCCAUUGCAGUUCUUAUCGAGAAGCAAUUCAACCGGUUCAGCUCCGAAUGCCAAACCAGCAACACUUUCAAAGGAAACCCAAAAGCCGCAUUUGCAGAAACAACCGUCGGUAUCAAGCAGAAAGUCAUCAUCGGGAACAUGUUCGAGCACGUAUUAUUUCUAUAGUUCGUCGCAGAAGCCGUGGCCCAACAAGAACAGUGGAUCUUACGGCAGUGGGGUUCGAAUCAGUCCUGUUUUGAACCUUCCACCACCAUACAUUUCUAAAGUAACAGUAAGUUUUUUCGGGUUUGGAUCUCUGUUCUGUAAUGGUAAGGUUAAAAGGAAGAAGAAAUGAUGUUUCAGCUUCUUCCCUGGCCCUCACGUUCAAGAACAAAUGGAUUUAGCUGUCAAUCAUUCCGUUUCAAGAACCAACAUGCAUGUGAUCAAAGACUCUGUAAAUUGAAAACAAUAUUUUUUUUUACCAGAAAGAUAAAAAAAGAAAAAGAAAAAACAGUGUUGUUGAAAUAUACAUGGGGCAGUAAUUUUUAUUAUUGGUUCUUUGUCAUCACCAUCAAGAUGUCAUGGGCAAGGGAGACAGAUAAACAAGGUUCCCAUCUUUUGUGGCUCUUCUCCCCGUUCCCAUGGGUUCUCUCUCUUUUUUUUAUCUAUCUUCUGAAUCCUCUCACACUUGUUCAAUGUGGGGGUCUUUUGAUCUUUUGGACUUUGAUUGAGGACUUCUUUUGGUGUUUUCUUUUGUAUGGUAGAUUUGGAAUCCUUUAAUCUUGGUUUUUUUUUUCUUUUUCAAGUGGGACAAAAACAGUUGCUUAAAA